AUGAAGCGCCUACGAGAUGAAGACAUGAUGACAGAAGACUGCAACGUGGGCAUGACGCCUCCUCCGUCGUCUCUUUGGGUCUCUAUGUCACCCUGGAAGCCGCGACACGCGUCUGUCAAACGCUGUCGAGACCGCUCCGUGCCUGUCGACGCUAUGAGUCGCAUGAUGUCAGCGGCCAUCACCAAUGCGCGUAUCAAAAAGCACAGCAGCAUUGGCCAACUUUUUGGCGUCAAAAGCAAGACACCACGGGCCUCCUGCACUGUGUGUGAUCGCGCCGGGAAGCCCGUCAAGCCCCAGCUAGUGGCUGUUACGAUAAAGUACUGCUCGCACUGCGAGCGGACAAUGGGCGACUGCUGCCAACGCGAGUGCAUUUUGUGCUGUAACAUUUUCUGUCCGCUGUGCUCGACGCUCAACUGCGACGAGCAGUUUGAUCGCGUCUUCUGUCUUUCGUGCAAUCAAGAGCAGUCUAGAAAUUGA
Peronospora farinosa is the source of this 477-nucleotide messenger RNA. The record is from the annotation of a GenBank genome assembly. Lineage: Eukaryota; Oomycota; Peronosporomycetes; Peronosporales; Peronosporaceae.